Molecule: messenger RNA, 3945 nt
Organism: Paramecium tetraurelia
Lineage: Eukaryota; Ciliophora; Oligohymenophorea; Peniculida; Parameciidae
Exons: 3
Biological process (GO): calcium ion transport
Source: RefSeq, a predicted model, not a curated record
AUGGAAGAAGAAUAAUAAAUCUUGAAAUACGGAGACAAUAUUAUUCUUAGAUGCAUGGUAGACAACAAGAUAUACUAUCUACUUGCUCGAAAUGAACAGUACCUUAUGGAGACUAGGUUGUAAUUAGGUAACUCUUGCACCUUUAAUAUGUAUAAUUUCCCUCAACAUAUGGUGUUCACUGUGUUUCCCAAACUUUUGUACGAAGCCCAAAAGAAAUACAAUUCCGACUAGUAGUUUGGAGCCUCUUUGGACUUUUAGAAGCAACUCCUUUAUACGAGAAUGGAGACAGAAAAAAAAUAUAAUCAGAAUCUUUUGAAGUAAACUAAGGGACAAAAAAUCAUGUAUGGAGAUACAAUAAUGCUCUACCAACCAUUGAGUUAAGUAUUUUUGUUAAGAGCAGAAAAUAAUAAUUCAAAUUCAAACAUAGGAACCAUUUUGAGUUCCUCAAUGUAUUUUACAGUUCAACCUGAUCCCUUGGCAUUGGACAUCAAAUAAGGAUGUCCAGUCCAUUCCUUUGAUCAAUUUCUCCUUGUUUAAAGUGACACCAUCUUAAAAUUUGACACCCUCCAAGAAAUUUAUCGAUUGCCUGAAGUUGUGAAAUCUCACAACCUUGAUCACAACAAUCAAUUUCUAACUAUCCCAGCAAUGAUUGAAAAUCAAUACCAAUUUAAAUUCUACAAGGCCCAAUACAGACAAUUUGCAACAGAUUCAAAGGAAUCCAUAAGCCAUAACACACUCCAAGCAAUAGUAUUAAAAUAAGACAAAGAUAAACUCCAUUUGUUCUAUGGUUAGUAUGUUCGAAUAGUCCAUAUGUAAUAAAAAAUAAAGAAGGAACGAUAGGAAUCACGAGUAAGGUCAAUCAAAAUAGAGGACGCUCAGGAAAAUUAAAUCAAUAAAGGGUAUUUGACAUCCUCAAUCAAUGCUGUUGGAUGCUAUCCUUAAGUUUAUCUGUAGAUAAAUGAUGUCUAGAAUGCAGAUUUAAUCGAAAAGGCAGCAUCCAUUUUCUAGAUCUUGCCAGAGAAUGAUCAAAAAUACAGUGAUGAAAUUUAAUUUAAUGUUGGUAAUAAACCAAAUUUGGUGGGUUACACAACAUUUUUGCUUCGACACAUGUUGACAGGUGAGUUCUUAAGAGUCAAUCCUUUUGAUAAUAAACUAUAAUUGUCCAAAGAAAUUAUCAAUAAAUAUAGACAAAUUAAUUCUAUGUCAUCUAAAAAGCUAGAUGCUGUAAAAUAAACUGAACCAAAAUCAACCACAUAAAAAAACUUACCAGGAAUUAAAUUAUACAGAAAUCUGAUGAAUUAACAAAAUAACAAUGUUUAAAAUAACAUCCCAAAUCAAUAAGAUGAUCGCUUUGCAACUCAAUACUAAUAAACCUAAAGUAAUUAGGAAGAAGUUGAUUAAGAUUCUUGUUUAGCAGAUCAUCAAUUACUUUUUGUUACUAAAUUAGGCAAUAAUCCCAUAUUCUAUAAAGAUUAAUUGCCAUUCACCAAUGAUACCACUUUUAAUAUUGCCACAAAGGAUGGGAAAAGUCCAAUUGAAGUUGACAACUAAGAAGAGGGUGGAUAUCAAGUUAAAUUAAUUACUAAAUUGGGGAUGUUUAAUCAAUAUGGCGAAGAGAACGUGGAGUAAGCCUUGUAUAGAUAAUUGCAUGAAGAGUGGACGACUUUGAUCCCUGAUUUGGAUUCUUUUAUGAAGAAGAACAAAUAUCAAUUAUCAGCUUAAGAAAAGUAAGUUCUUGAGUUUAUAGAGUACGAAAAGAAGAGACAAGCCAAAAACAAGGUUGAUAUGCGACAUUAUAAGUCAGAUGAUGAAACUUUUAAACCUACUUUCAUUAACUUGAAUCCUCUUAAUACUAAAUACAUGGAUGUAUUGGCAUCUGAGGAAUUCUCAGGAUCGAAUUUCAAAUUUGAAGUUGUAGUCCAAAGUGAAAUUGAAGAAUUGAGUGAAGUCUUGGAUUUAAUGUUUCCUAUCAUUGCUUUAGCUAAAAACUCUAUCUAAUUGUCCACUUUAAAAUUCAAAUUCAAAGAUCUUAAAUUUAAAGAUUCCAAAGAAUAAAAAGAUCUAGCAUCCUAAUUUCUUAGAUGUCAGGCCCAAACCGUUUAAAAUGUAAAUCAAGCAGUUAAGUCUCUGAUUAAAAUUAUGUUAUGGUUGACUGCCAGUCAGGAAACACUGGCCUAAGAGAAUUUAAUCUCUGAACCUUUGGUAAGGAGACAAUGCAUUGCCAGAGAAAUCGGGUGCAUAGAUUAUGUGAAUAAAAUCAUCUAUGAAUUGAAUAUCAAUGGGUUAUUAUAUGAGGACAAAGAUUAAAUUAGACAAGAUGAGAUCUAAGAGGAAGUCUAAGAUGAGGAAUUGUUUUAAUAGGAUAUCAAUUAAUUAAUAGAUGCACUUUCCUCAUUUUUAUAAUUAGUAUGCAAGAAUUCCAGUGAUAAUUCUUUGUAUGUUGUUUAAUGGUAUUGUCUCUAUAAACAUAUCUUGCUUAGAGGACAAGUCAACGAUUUAAUGAGACUCGACAUCUUGAUUACACAAUUAUUCUAAUAAUCAGAUGUUAUGGUUUCCUUUGAAUUUGAAGUCACUCAAUUAUCAAAAGAAACCAAAUUUACAAACUACAACAAACAUGCAUUUAAUUUGUUAAUUGCCUUUUGUCUCUUCACUGAAUUUAGAAAGAAGGAGGGAAUAGAGGGCAUUAUAGAUCAUAUCUUUAAACAAAAUAAGAAUUCCAUAUUCUCCCAAUAUAUAUUUGAUGGCAACUUCCAAUCGGUGUUGAGAGAGAAACUCCAAGACUUCUCAAAAACAAUCAGAAAGUCUAUUGAAUCUAACAAUUCAAGCCCUAACCCAAUAAUGAUAGAUGGCGUCAAUCUCCAAAACAAAUAACAACAACACGAUUAUAUCAUAUCUUGUGUGAGGUUGGCUUCAGAAAUUUCUAAAUCAUCCCCAGCCUUGACUCUUAAGGAAAUUAAAACCUUAUUCCCCUUCUACACUGUAGCCUAAAUAAUCCAAGACAAUAGCAUUUCUUCAUUAACAAAAUCAUACUUUUUAGAGUUGUUUCAAAAUUCAUAUAUGGCCAAACACUUAAAGCCUUUGCCAAUGGCCCAAUUCCCUUAAUAUUUGAAAAUGGUUGUGAAAUAGAAUAAAGGAAAAGGAUUCCUGUCACUCUUUAGAAAAGAAGAGUAUGAGAUCAUUCUCUAUGCUUUUGCUCAGAAAAAGAUUUCUGAUGUCUACUAGAAGGUAGCAAAGAAAUACUUAGUCGAAAGUGAUAAAACUGUAGAUUUUUGGCUGUAUUUAUCUGACUUCAUUUCAAAUUUCUGGAAAACUAAAUCAAUUUAUGAAAUUAAAGGAAAUGAUCAUGUUUAUAUUAAAUAACUCAUUUUAACAUUUACAGAAUUUUUAAAGAAAGGAUUAUUUAUUGAAUAUCUCAGCAAUGCUCACAACUUCUAUAAUAUGUACCAUAAAUUCAUUGAAUUCUUGAAGAACUCAGUAGUAUCAGCUACUUUGGAAGAGAAGUACAUCAAACAUUAGUUGUAAGGCAAUAAAAAAUCAAAAGAGCAGAAACCUUUAGAAGUGAAGGAUUACUUGUUUGAAAGCACUGUAACACAAAGGAAAGUGUCUAGAACAACGACUUAUGCAAAGAGCAUGAUUUGGCUUGAUGAACUAAUUGAGAUUCUGAUUCUGCUAGAAUAGUUCUAAUAAUCAAGAAUGGCUGAUUAAUUUAUUAUCACAGAAGACAACUAAACCAUAUUUGAUGAUCUUCAAUACUUACAGAAGUUCGCAAAGGACAAAAAAUUGAGAUAAGCGAAGAGAGCUAGUUAUCACACAAGAGGGUAACCUUCUUAAAGUUAGCUUGGCCAGAAGGAUAUAUUUACAACACAAGAGUUGGCAACGAUGUUGAGAGAAAUAUAUGGGGGGUAUAAAAUAAACGGAUAUUUCAUUGGUUUACUUUUUGAUUGA